GGACUGGGCGCUGCUUCCUGUUUGCUGCCGGGGUGUGUCCGGCUGAUGGCAGAGUCGUGGCUGUCAGCUGAGGUCCCCAGUGGCUGAAGAAAGGGAAACUUCACUCCUGUUUAUAAGAAAGGGAAGAAGGAAUUCCUGGGGAACAACAGGUUCAGCACAAUGACUACAGUAGCGCAGAAGCACUUUCUGGAAGGGCAAACAUAUUCCAUCCCCCUUAUUCAACCAGACUUGCGCAGAGAAGAGGCUGUUCAGCAGGUGGCAGAUGCACUUCAGUACCUGCAAAAGGUGUCAGGUGAUAUUUUCGACAGGAUCUCUCAGCGGGUGGAAACCAGCCGGGCACAGCUUCAGGCAAUCAGUGAGAGAGUCACGCUCGCACAAGCAAAGAUUGAGAAGAUCAAGGGCAGCAAGAAGGCUAUUAAGGUAUUUUCCAGUGCCAAGUAUCCUGCCCCCGAACGGCUGCAGGAGUACUGUUCAAUUUUUGCUGGUGCAGAAGACCCAGCUAAACAGAAAUGGCCAAGACACAAGAUCCAGAGCAAGCACCGAAUGCUGGAUGAAAAAUCCUUGCAGGAGAAGCUCAAGUACUUCCCUGUGUGUGUGAACACCAAAAUUCACCAGGAAGAUGAUGCAGAAGAAGGUCUUGGCAGCCUCCCAAGGAACAUCAGCUCCCUCAGCUCCCUGUUGCUCUUCAACACCACGGAGAACCUGUACAAGAAGUAUGUUUUCUUGGAUCCACUAGCAGGAGCAGUGACCAAGACCCAUGUGGCUCUGGAAACAGAGACAGAAGAGAAGCUUUUCGAUGCUCCUCUCUCCAUCACUGAAAGGGGACAGCUGGACCGGCAGGUAGCUGAAAAUUACUUCUAUGUGCCAGAUCUGGGCCAGGUCCCUGAGAUCGAUGUGCCAUCUUACCUGCCAGACCUGCCUGGCAUUGCUGCAGAUCUCAUGUACAGCGCUGACCUCGGCCCUGGCAUCGCACCAUCUGCUCCAAGCAGUGCUAUUCCAGAGCUGCCGACUUUUAGCACUGAGUCAACAGAGCCUUCACAAGCAGACCUUCAGGAUCCUGGGCUCUUGCCACCUCCCCCGCCGCCUCCUCCCCCACCUCCUCCUGUUAUGCCAACUGUUGUGCCUCCUCCACCGCCCCUGCCACAGCCUACAGCCCCCUCUGAACCGGGCCGGACAGCAAGUGAGGACAGUAGCAAGGCUGUGCCUGCAGCUUCAGUCCAGGGAGCACCAAAGGAAGUGGUGAACCCCUCAACUGGACGUGCCAGUCUCCUGGAAUCCAUACGUCAGGCAGGGGGCAUUGGGAAGGCCAAUCUCCGCAGUGUCAAGGAGAGGAAGCUGGAGAAGAAGAAGCAAAAGGAACAAGAGCAAGUGAGAGCUACGGGACAAGGUGGAGAUCUGAUGUCAGACCUCUUCAACAAGCUGGUGCUGAGGCGCAAAGGUAUUUCAGGGAAAGGGCCGGGAGCCUCAGGAAACCCCGAUGUUCCUGGCAGUCCUGCUGGUGCCUUUGCUCGUAUGUCAGACUCGAUACCACCCCUCCCACCCCCACAGCAGCCCCCAGGUGAAGAGGAUGAGGAUGACUGGGAGUCAUAGAUGGUAGCAGUUGUGCAUCAGCAUGAAUCCCAGGACUCUUGAACUAUGCACCUUUGAGUCAGCAGGCUGGAAGGACCUACAGAAGGUGGGCUGUGGCAUGGGAGGGGCACCCUGUCAUUUCUUCUGGAAGAGGGGCAGCAGGAAAUAACCACAACCAAAUUGUUACCGAUGAGGGGUUUUGUUCUGCUGUCUGCUGGUCUCCACCCCAAAUACUACAAUCCAGUUCAAAUCCUGCUGCAACUUACAAUGAAUCAAUAAAUCCUGCCUAAGCUGAAGGGCACUGGGGCAGCUUGUGCUCAGAGGAUCAGAACAAGUAUUGUUCCUGAUUUCAAGGGCCCUUGGUCUUGCCUAAUGUGGCUGGCGAUGGCUGCAGGAGCAUCCAUGGCAGGCAAACAGUCCUUGCCUCAUUUGUUUCCUGCUUGCUGAAGCUCGUGUUUGUUUGGGUGUUAAAAGUUCUGAGUCCUUGAAGAUGAAGCUGGAUAGUGGUGAGUGAGCAAAUGAGAGUGAAAGGAGAGAGUCCAUCCCUUCACAGAAAAGUCUAAUUGCUGGUGCCUCUGUACUUGCUGGUUUCUUUCUGUCCCUGGCUUAUGGCAAUUCUUUGGCUGUUGCUUUCUGAACAUUUGCAAUAAAGCUCAAGGAAGGAGGUCUUAGCAGCCUUCUCUCUGAUAAA
Messenger RNA from Coturnix japonica (Japanese quail), 2260 nucleotides. It is a transcript of the gene WASHC1, whose product is annotated as WASH complex subunit 1. The record is from RefSeq and is a predicted model, not a curated record. Lineage: Eukaryota; Metazoa; Chordata; Aves; Galliformes; Phasianidae. Gene Ontology annotation, biological process: endocytic recycling; retrograde transport, endosome to Golgi; Arp2/3 complex-mediated actin nucleation. Gene Ontology annotation, cellular component: early endosome; WASH complex; recycling endosome. Gene Ontology annotation, molecular function: alpha-tubulin binding; actin binding; gamma-tubulin binding.